This is a messenger RNA of Doryrhamphus excisus (bluestripe pipefish), 3865 nucleotides long. The record is from RefSeq and is a predicted model, not a curated record. Lineage: Eukaryota; Metazoa; Chordata; Actinopteri; Syngnathiformes; Syngnathidae.
CACCCAUAGAUAGGUGCGCAAAGCUGCGCGUCUCUGCGAUCGCAUCCUCCCAAUCGGAGCUGCGCCUCUCACAUGGGGACGCGCACACGACGGACGUAGUCUGCGAGUGGAGGGACUCCGGACGGAUUCCAGUCUUUCUAGCGCGUUGUCCGAGUCCAGGAGGGAAGAGGGCGUCUUUGGGAAUAUCGGAAGUUUCUCCAGUGCCGCCCGAACGUGUUCCACCCCGACACUUGGACGAGGACUAUGAUGGACACUUUGGCGCCGGGGCUCCUGUCCAGAAAGGCUCCGGUGUGCGUGACGCACGGCGCUGCACCGGUCAUGAGUUUUCCUGUGGCAGGACAAUCCUCUUGAUCCUCCAGGCAGAGCAAUGGUGCGCGCUGCGAGUCCUCUGAGACUGACGUGCGCACUCAUCACAUUCCGGCUCUUGCAAGAGCGCGUCUUAAAACGCUUCAUUCCCCAUUCAUGAUCAUUCUGCUGCUGCUCGGAACUUGUUGAGCGAGGGACUUGGACCUUGGAGCACAUGUGCGUUAGUUGGACCUCCACAUUUAUUGCCUCACAGGACGAGCACAAUGACUGACAGCCAGACAAGCUGAGGAAACCUGUCACACCUUGUCUUAUCAACACGUCAAAGGGCUAUCUCCCGUUUGCCCCGCUCCCCCCCUUUUUUCCACCAUCCUCCCUCCAUCUUGUCCUCUCCUCAAUGGGCUGCUAACCUUAGAGAGACAGCGCUAGUAGAAAAAGACACCUUUAAAGCAGCUUUCACAUCACCUGGAAGGCAUGUCUCCCUGCUUCCGUUGAAUAAGUUGCUGUCAGUGGAAGAAGAGACGGUUGUUGUUCGCAAGUCUUGAUAAGGAGAUCCAGAUCCCAGGGAGGAGAUCCAGAUCCCGGGAAGGAGCUGAGAUAAAGGAGCAGUCAUGCAUCUGUAUUUGGCGUUGACGCUGCAGGCGUUGUGGACGGGGGUUUGCCAAGCGGCCAUGCAGCACUACCCUGCGGCGUGGGGCCACUACGACGUGUGCAAGUCCCAGGUCUACUCGGAUGAAGGCCUCACCUGGGACUACAUGGCCUGCCAACCGGAGGCGGCUGACAUGACCCAGUACCUGAAGGUGACGCUGGAUCCGCCCAAUAUCACCUGCGGAGAUCCGCCCGAGACGUACUGCGCCCUGGAAAACCCCUACAUGUGUAAUAACGAAUGCGACGCCAGCACAGACGAGCUCGCCCACCCUCCGGAACUCAUGUUUGACAUCGAGGGCCGCAACCCGACCACGUUCUGGCAGUCCACGUCCUGGAAAAGGUACCCCAAGGCUCUCCUGGUCAACAUCACGCUCUCGUGGAACAAGACCAUCGAGCUGACCGACGACAUCGUGCUCACCUUCGAGUCAGGCCGGCCGGAACAGAUGGUUCUGGAAAAGUCACUGGACUACGGGCGGACCUGGCAGCCGUACCAGUUCUACGCCACCGACUGCCUGGAUGCCUUCACCAUGGAGCCCAAGACGGUGCAGGACUUGACCCAGCACACAUUGCUGGACAUCAUCUGCACCGAGGAGUACUCGCGAGGUUACGUGUGGAAGUACGAUAAAACGGUUCGCUUUGAGAUCAAGGACCGCUUUGCGCUGUUCGCCGGCCCGCGGCUCCACAACAUGGCGUCGCUUUACGGCCAGCUGGACACCACCAAGAACCUGAGGGACUUUUUCACCAUCACGGACUUGAGGAUCCGACUGCUGCGGCCUGCCACCGGAGCUACCAUGGUGGACGAGAACAACCUCUCCAGAUACUUCUAUGCCAUUUCUGAUAUCAAGGUCCAGGGCAGGUGCAAGUGCAACCUUCACGCCAACAGCUGCGUGUUCGACAAAGAGAAGCUGAGCUGCGAGUGUGAACACAACACCACCGGGCCCGACUGCGGCCGCUGCAAGCGGAACUACCAGGGCCGAGCCUGGAGCGCCGGCUCCUACCUGCCUAUCCCCAAAGGCACCGCAAAUAUAUGUAUCCCUAAUAACAUUGGUCCAGUUAACUGCGAAUGCUUCGGCCACUCCAACCGAUGCAGCUACAUCGAGCUGCUAAACACCGUCAUUUGCGUGAGCUGUAAGCACAACACUAGGGGGCAGCACUGCCAGCUAUGCAAGCUGGGCUACUAUCGCAAUGCUUCGGCCGGACUGGACGAUGAAAAUGUGUGCAUAGAGUGUAAUUGUAAUCCCGUCGGCUCAGUCAGUGAUCGCUGUAAUGGGACGGGAUAUUGUAUAUGUAAGGAGGGCACCACAGGGCCUAAGUGUCGCCAGUGUCUGCCCGGCUAUUUGUGGGACGAUGGCUGCAAAUCCCGGGUGUGCGACAACGAGCUCAUGCGCUGCCAAAACGGAGGUGUGUGCGUCAACAACGUGCGCUGCAGCUGCCCCUCGGCCUACGCGGGUCUGCUGUGCGAGAAGCGGCGCUGCGAGACGGAGCUGGGGGGCUGCCGGGGCGACAAUUCGGGCCAGGGCGCCUUGAGGCCUCCGUUCUCCAUCGGGCUGCUGCUGCUGCUGCUGCUUUGUCUUUGGGGCUCAGCGCUGCUCUAGAGACCCCCCCCCCUUGACCCCCUAGUCACACACACACACACACACACACAGGCAUCCCACCCCUCUUUUAAAUAAUCAAGCAUUCACCCGAAACAAUCAUGAGCUUCGUGGACGAUAGCAGCUUCUGAGCAGCCUCGAUGAACACUGAUGUGAAAAGGAAUGUGCCACACAAAUGAGUGCAAAACCUUUUUAAUUUAAUAUCAAAGAAUAUAUAUAUAUAUAUAAAUAUAUAUAAAAUACCACAUAUAGAUAUUAAAAAUGAAGAAAAGUGCAAAGGACAAUGACGCCCCCCCCCAAUCACCCCCCACCCCGCCUUCGUCCUCCUGCUCCUUAAGCCAUACAGGUGCUUGAGCUCCUUCCACUCGGAGGGUACCACGGAAGACGACUUCCUCUCAUCGCCACGGCAACAACAACUGCAGCCAAUGGGCUCUCACGCAACCAGGCCUCCUUUGGGACGCCACUGUGAGUUUAAUGUUGGCUGGACUGUUGAGGAAGACAAAUCAAAGACAUAUUUCCCUGGGCUUCUCCGAUAUUAUGUACAUGGGAGACCACACGCACACACACACACGCACACACAUAAACACACACACACACACGCACACACAUAAACACACACACACGGGACAAGUUCUUUGCUGUCAGUGCAUUGUGGAUCGAAGGAAAUGUGUGCGGACUUUGUGACACACAAACUUUUCCUCUCCAAGCUCUCCGCCUUGAAGGUCACUCUCUAUCUCCACCCCCAGCCCCCGCCGACCCCCCCCCCCCCCCUCGCCAUGCUGCCACUGACCUGUGAUUUUGUGAAUGUUACUCUGUAAAAAAAAAAAACAACAACAACAAAAUAAAAACCCUUGUUGGUCGAAUGAUUGAUUUUUUUGUCCAAUGUUGGUGAUGCACAUGUGUACGAACCUUCCUCCCCGCCUCUCCCCCUCCAUUAUUUUCUAUUCAGAGCCACGCCCACCCCCAUCCUGGUGGCGGGAUACUUUUCACAGGACGGGUGGCUAGACAAGCAUCAGUGUAUUUACGACAACGCAAAACAAAACAAGUCAUGUAGUGCUUUUGUAUCUUUGCUGAACUGUCAUGGAGGAAAAAAAAGGCAACUUUAAAAUAUCUGUACUUCAUCCCAAAUGGAAAUUUUUUAAUCAUCUUUUCAGUUGUUGGGUCAUUUUCCUUUGUAUUGGCAACGUGCUGGCAUCAAAGAAUAUGAGUUGACAUCCAGUAAUGAAUAAACGUGUAUUUCAAUCCCACCAAAGGACAUUAUAAAUGUUAUGUUCUUGCUUUGACACUUGAAGAUUUAAGUGAAUAAAAAGCUGAAAAACAAA